GUCGCCUUUGCUGUUCCCGGAAGUGACGCAGCGGCGGGACGGAGGCGGCGGCGGGCAGCACCCACCAGCAGCCGAGGGGCACCCCAAAACCAGCACCCACCCACCCCCACACCGCCUCCAUGGCAGUGGAGCCGGACCCCAUGGCAGGGUGGGACCCCAAAAGCGAAGGGGACCCCAAAAAUGAGGGGGACCCCACAGCGGUCGAGGGGGACCCCGUAUCCCCAGAACGGGACCCCAAAACAUUGAAGCGGGACCCCGUGUCCCCGAAGAGGGACUUGGCUGCGACGUCGGACCCCAAAAUAUCAAAGUGGGACCCCAAAAUACCAAAGCGGCACCCUACGUCCCCAAAGCGGGACCCCAAAAUAUCCAAGAGGGACCCCACGUCCCCCGCGCGGGACCCCACGGCAGAGGGGGACCCCCUCUUCCUCGAUGGUUUCACCGGGGUGCUGGGGACCGAACGCUGGCGCCCCGAAACCGGCCCCUCGGGGCGCCCCCGCCGCCCCCCCGCCCGCACCCGUCUCCGCAACCGCCGCUACGCCGCCCUGCGACAGCUCAUCCAAGACGGCGAAUACUUCAGCGAAGAGGAGAUGCGAGCGCGGGAACCCCUCCUCUACCAGCACUACAUCGGGCAGUAUCGGGGGGUCGAGCCCCUCCCUGGGGAUCCCCAGGGCACCCCCCAUUUUUUGGGGAACCCCCCCGGUCCCCAAUCGCUGACGAAUUUGUUGCUGCGUUCGGUGGAGGAGGCGGCCGUACAGCAACGCCUGCGCCGCCAGCGGCUGCGGGACGGCGACAGCGGAGAGGAAGAGGAGGACGAUGACGCGGACCCCUGGGUGCCCGACGCGGCCGAGCGGGCGAUGCUGCGGGAGGAAUUCACCAGCCGAAUGUACCAGCGCUUCUUGGACGGGGAGGAUGGGGACUUCGACUACAGCCAGGUGGAUGAAAACCCCGACUUGGACAACCUGGACAUCGUCUCCCGGGACGCCGAGGAGCGAUAUUUCGACGAGGAGGAGCCCAGCGAUGCCCCCCAGCUUGAGUAGGGCCCCCCCAAAAUGAGUAGGGCUCCCCCAAAAUCAGUAGGGCCCCCCCCCAAACGAGUAGGGGCCCCCCCAAACCAAAAAACAUCCCCCUCCCCGAGGCUGGGGGGGGGACGGGACACACAGGGCUCGGGGUGUUUUCCACAGGGAAGCCCCGGGGGGGGGUGUGGGGUGGGGGGGGGGGUACGUGACCACACCCCGCAUUCGUCACGGCCGUGGGGGGCCCUGUGAGUCACCCCACAGUGUGUGUGUGUGGGGGGGGUGUCACCCCACGGCCCCCCCCCACCCUGGGCUGGGCUCCUGUGGUUUCCCAUCUCCUGCCACCCCCCCAGAGCUGACUGCGGCUCACAGUGGGGGGGGGGGUCCCCAGGCAGCCAGGGCCCCCCCACGGCUCCAACCACAGCCCCACGCCCUGGGGAUGUGUCACCGCGGGUGCCCCCCCCGCUUCAUUUGGGGGGGGGGCUAUUUCCUGGCCCCCCCCUCCCCCGGAAGAAUAUUUUUAUCCCUUCCGCCCCCGCGGGGGCCGGACGCCGGCAGGAUGGGGUUGGGGGGGGGGGGCACGGGGCGGGGGGGGCCCCUGUUGUUGUGUGUUGUGUAUGCGCCCCCCCCCCCCCCCAUUUCUGCCCCCCCCCCCGCUAAACAGAAAGCGGAAGCUGAGCCAAAAUCCCCCAACAACAACAACAAAAACCCCCAAGAACCGGCUAAAAAUUAAA
Grus americana (Whooping crane) is the source of this 1747-nucleotide messenger RNA. It is a transcript of the gene CCDC97, whose product is annotated as coiled-coil domain containing 97. Lineage: Eukaryota; Metazoa; Chordata; Aves; Gruiformes; Gruidae. Bases 120 to 1037 code for a protein of 305 amino acids. The record is from RefSeq and is a predicted model, not a curated record. The transcript is spliced from 5 exons.